AGUGAGGAGUGACUGUGAAACCGCUGUUUGAACAAAAUCUCAUAAAACUGUAAUACAAGUCCGGAUUCGUGGCAAUCUCCUUGUUCUCCUGAUCGUGAUCAUCUUCAACAUUUUUUGGGACCAAAUUGGACUCCUUCUCCAUUCAUAAUUACCGACUUUGCCAUCAUUCCCUCACUGUUUCUUCCCAAUUAAUACUCAUUACUCACCCCAAAUAAACCCUUUCCUAGGCUAAUUAUCUUCUCUGCGCUCCUCUGUUGUCAAAAACUAUUUUUUUUUUCUUUUUCCCGAGAAAAUUUAUAUCUUUUCUCGGAAAGUUGAUUUUUUUGUUCUUCUUUUUCAUUUUUCGGUCUGCAAGUCUCAAUGGAAGAAGACGAACCGUUACCGGACAAUUUGCGGUGCAACCGAACUGACGGACGGCAAUGGCGUUGCAAACGAAGAGUCAUGGAGAAAAUGAAGCUCUGCGAGAUUCACUACUUGCAAGGGCGUCAUCGACAGAACAAGGAGGUAGUACCGGAGUCGCUGAAACUGCAAAGGACGACGACGAAGAAGAAGAAGGGACUGAACAGAGACAAAAGUAAGCGCGGCUUUCAAAUUAGGGCAAAGAAAGAGGAAAUUUUGGCGAAACUCAUGAUGAAGAGGAAGCGAUCGGGUGAGACUUUGAGGACAGUGAAGAAAUUGAAGAGAGGGAAUACGGAGAUGGAGCUUAUAAGGAUGGUGCUGAAGCGAGAGGUGGAGAAGAGUACAGAGAAGAGCAUGAAGUCGAAGACGAAAACGAAAACGAAGAAAAAUAAGGUUGUUUCGGAGAAAGAAGAUGAAGAAGACGAUGAUAGUGAGGAAGAACUCACGAGAGAUCUUCCUAAUGGUCUAAUGGCGAUCUCUUCGUCUUCUUCACCUUCACCGCAACAGUGUUCCGGCAAUGUGGGUUCUGAUUCACCUGCCCUUGUGAAAGUUGGAGUUGAUUUCCGGCCGGUUCAGCAACGACGGUUUCGGUCUAAGAACAUUGAGGCAUUGCCUUAUGGUAAAUUGCAGGUAUUGCCCUGUGCUCGAAAUGUGGGGAACUUGGGUGGGGAUAAGAGGAAGAAGAGGUGCCAUUGGUGCCAGAGAAGCGGCUCUCGGAUUCUAAUCAAAUGUUCGAGUUGCCAAAAACACUUCUUUUGUUUGGAUUGCAUAAAAGAACGAUACUUCAACUCGCAAGAAGUCAAAGAUGCAUGUCCAGUUUGUCGCAAAAUUUGUACUUGUAAGGACUGCUUGGAAAAUCCAUCUAAAGACAGUGAAAGUAAGGACUUCUUGGGGGAUAAACAUGAAGUUGAAGUGAUACUGUGUUUCCAUUAUUUGAUUUGUAUGCUUCUUCCUGUGUUGAAACAAAUAAACAAAGACCAGAAUGAUGAACUAGAAAUAGAAGCAAGAAUAAGAGGACAAAAACCAUCUGAUCUUCAUAUAAAACAGGCUGAUACUGAAUGCAGUGAGCAGCACUGCUGUAAUAGAUGCAAAGGUUUUAUACUGGAUCUCCAUAGAAGCUGCCCAAAUUGUUCCUAUAACCUUUGUUUAAGUUGUUGUCGAGAUUUACGUCAAGAAAGCUUUUUUGGAUGUACUAACUUCUCUAUCCAAAUGUGCUCUAACAAAAGUGAAACCCUUGCGUCUGCUAAUAUGCGACAGAUAGAGAAGCCAUUAAGAACCAGGCAAAAUUCUGGUAGUAAGUACCUUGAGUCUUCUGUGUCACUGCCUGAAUGGAAAGUUCAUAAUGGUAAUGGAGAUACAUCUUGCCCACCCAGGGAGUAUGGCGGUUGUGGGGAGAACCUCCUUGAAUUGAGAUUUCUGUUGCCUUUAAAUUGGACCAAAGAGCUGGAAGUAAGUGCAGAACAGAUCGUCUGUAGCUAUGAUGUUCCAGAAACUUCAGACAUAUCUUUGUGCUGCUCUCUGUGUAAUGGAAUGAAUCAGAAAGUUGGAGGAAGAAAGCAGUUGCAAGAAGCAGCUGUAAGAGAAGACUCCAGUGAUAACUUUUUAUAUUACCCUACUCUUUUGGAUGUUCAUGGUGAUAAACUUGAACAUUUUCAGAAACACUGGCUCAAGGGCCAUCCUGUCAUAGUUCGUAAUGUUCUUCCGGCUACUUCACGUGUGAGUUGGGAUCCAAUUCUAAUGUUUUGCACGUAUCUUGAAAGGAGCAUAUCCAGAUAUGAAAAUAACAAGGAUCUAUGUGAAGUUAGCAAUUGCUUGGAUUGGUGUGAGGUAGAAAUUGGUAUCAAGCAGUACUUCAUGGGUUCUUUCAAGGGCCAGACACAUAAGAAUACAUGGAAUGAGACUCUGAAAUUAAGGGGCUGGCUUUCUUCUCAGUUGUUUCAACAACAGUUUCCAUCCCAUUAUGCUGAAAUAAUCCAUACUCUGCCACUUCAAGAAUACAUGAAUCCAGCAUCUGGUCUUCUAAAUCUUACUGCAAGGUUGCCAAAGGAUAUCCAGAAGCCUGACCUAGGUCCGUGUGUUUAUAUCUCAUAUGGCUACACCGAGCAACUUGUACAGGCUGAUUCUGUCUUAAAACUGUGUUAUGAUUCCUAUGACAUGGUUAACAUUCUGGCACACACUUCAGAUGUCCCUAUCUCUUCAGAACAACUUUCUAGAAUAAGAAAGUUACUGAAAAAGCACAAGGCUCAACAAAGUCACAUGCCGUCUUCCAAGAUCACUUCAGAUCAAAACAUCAUAAACAACAUCAAUGGAAAAUCAUCAUCAUUGCAUGGAGAGGAGAUUGAAGAUUCAGCAGUGCAGGAUUUGAUUGGAGAAGAAAUGCAUUUACGAAAGAAAAUUGCUCGGGUAUCUUGUUCCUCUGCUGCCACUCAAGAAUCAUGGGAUAGAAAUCUCAAAGAGAGUAAUUCAUCCCUUGAUGUUGAAUCUGAUUCUGAUUCUGAAACUUUGCUACCUUCUUGCGAGAGUAUACAUGGCUCAGAAACAUCAGAAGACAGGAAAAGUUUCAAGGGUAACAAUAAAAGCUCCAAUCAUGAUGGGAAGAAAUCACUAGCAGUGUCUGACGGUGCCCAGUGGGAUGUUUUUCGCAGACAAGAUGUUCCCAAGCUUAUAGAUUAUCUCAAAAGGCAUUCUAAUGAGUUUGCUUGCCACAAGCAGGUUGAUCAUCCAAUUCUCGAUCAGAGUUUCUUUCUUGACACCACUCACAAAAUGAGGCUUAAGGAGGAGUUUGAGAUUGAACCUUGGACUUUCAUGCAACACGUAGGAGAAGCUGUUAUCAUUCCUGCUGGAUGUCCCUACCAGAUUAAGAGCCCUAAGGCUUGUGUUCAUGUUGUGUUGGACUUCAUGUCUCCUGAGAAUGUUACCGAGUGUGCCCAAUUGUCCGAUGAAAUACGACUACUUCCAGAAGACCAUAAAGCCAAAGUAGACAAGUUACAGGUGAAGAAAAUGGCUCUUCACAGUAUUAGUGCUGCUAUCCAAGAAAUUCGCGAGCUUACAUGUGCAACGAGGAGAAACAACGUUGAAUCCACAAAAGUAAUCAGUUCAACCUAUAAGGUAGUCACUUUAGUGAUGCAUACUUUAAGUCAUAAGUACGGAUUAUUGGGAAGAAUAGAUAAUGUAUUUGGAUAUCUUUGAUUAAAUCCACAAAAGUAUAUAAAUUUAUUAUUUAUAAUUAUAUUGAUUUGGCAGUUUGUAGAAGUGAACUAUCUCUGAACAGAUUAUUGAUUUACAAGUAUGUGCUUAACUACAUACA
This is a messenger RNA of Humulus lupulus (European hop), 3706 nucleotides long. RefSeq names its product lysine-specific demethylase JMJ28. Gene Ontology annotation, biological process: regulation of transcription by RNA polymerase II. The record is from RefSeq and is a predicted model, not a curated record. Bases 361 to 3588 code for a protein of 1075 amino acids. Gene Ontology annotation, cellular component: histone deacetylase complex; chromatin. The transcript is spliced from 13 exons. Lineage: Eukaryota; Viridiplantae; Streptophyta; Magnoliopsida; Rosales; Cannabaceae. Gene Ontology annotation, molecular function: chromatin DNA binding; transcription coregulator activity; histone H3K9 demethylase activity.